AUGACUGAGUUCCCAUCCCAGGACGGUCGUAGCAAGAGAGGUCAUAGUAACAAUAGUCAUAGUAACAGUGGUCGUAGCAAGAGUGGGCAUAGUAACAGUGGUCGUAGCAAGAGUGGUCAUAGUAACAGUGGUCGUAGCAAGAGUGGGCAUAGUAACAGUGGUCGUAGCAAGAGUGGUCAUAGUAACAGUGGUCGUAGCAAGAGUGGUCAUAGUAACAGUGGUCGUAGCAAGAGUGGGCAUAGUAACAGUGGUCGUAGCAAGAGUGGUCAUAGUAACAGUGGUCGUAGCAAGAGUGGUCAUAGUGACAGUGGUCGUAGCAAGAGUGGUCAUAGUAACAGUGGUCGUAGCAAGAGUGGUCAUAGUGACAGUGGUCGUAGCAAGAGUGGUCAUAGUAACAGUGGUCGUAGCAAGAGUGGUCAUAGUAACAGUGGUCGUAGCAAGAGUGGUCAUAGUAACAGUGGUCGUAGCAAGAGUGGUCAUAGUGACAGUGGUCGUAGCAAGUGUGGUCGUAACACGUGUAUCAUUGCAAUGUUAAUUCUACAAGAAGCAAGAGCGAACGUUGCAAGUGUUAUUGUUGGAAGCAUGAUCGGACCAAGGGUGAUUGUAGUAGCAGCAUGGAAUACAUGCACGUAG
Molecule: messenger RNA, 633 nt
Organism: Haliotis rufescens (red abalone)
Lineage: Eukaryota; Metazoa; Mollusca; Gastropoda; Lepetellida; Haliotidae
Product: protein rtoA-like
Exons: 2
Coding region: 1-633 (210 amino acids)
Source: RefSeq, a predicted model, not a curated record